Messenger RNA from Suillus subaureus, 1971 nucleotides. Its product is annotated as Piwi domain-containing protein. The annotation marks the transcript as partial. Lineage: Eukaryota; Fungi; Basidiomycota; Agaricomycetes; Boletales; Suillaceae. The transcript has 17 exons. The record is from RefSeq and is a predicted model, not a curated record. Gene Ontology annotation, molecular function: RNA binding; protein binding.
GCACUCAAUCUCCUGCAAUUCAUUAUUCGCCAGGCCCCGAAUCUUAAGUACCCGAACAAUGGAAGAGCGUAUUUUACCAGUGGCGGCUCAAAAGAUCUUCGCGGUGGUCUUCAGCUGUUUCGUGGAUUCUUUCAGAGUGUCAGACCAGCAAUCGGCCGAGUUCUCGUGAAUGUUGAUAUCAGCGCAGCCGCAAUGUACAAACCGGGGCCAUUUAUGGACAUUGCUCUAGAAGUUUUGAAUAUUCGAGGGAAUGCACGAGCCCUCAGCUACAAAAAGCAUAGCAAAGAAUGGAAUAUUCUCAGUCAAUUUUUCCGGAAUGUCCUUGUUGACAUAAAGUUACCAAAGAAAACUGUGACGAAGAAAAUUGUUGGUCUCGUUGAAGCAGCUGGACGUUUUCCGUUCACUCAAGAGCAAGAAGACGGCUCAUCCCUUCCCACAACAGUGGCAGAUUACUACUACAAAACAUACAACAUACGCCUAUCAUUUCCUGACAUCAUUGGCAUUGAAUUGAGCCGUGGGUCUGGAAAAAACACCGUCAUCCCGGCUGAACUUUGCACUGUGGCCGCAGGCCAGCGAUACACCCGUAAACUACCGCAGAACAUGACGAGCAUGAUGGUUGAUUUUUCCAAAUUCAGGCCAGAGAAACGGUUGGAAAUGAUUGUUGGCCAGAAAGGCGACCGAACGCUUGAGUAUGCCACCUCACCUUAUAUUCAAGACGCGGGAAUGGAAAUUUCGGAGAAGCCGAUCACAUUACAAGGUCAACUUCUCAAACCACCUACCAUUUUCUACGGCAAAAAACAGCCGGCAGAUGUAAACAACGGAGCAUGGAACAUAACGAGGCAACAUCUACAUUCCCCCGAGACCAUCAGGGCGUGGGCAGUUGUAGAUUACAGUCUAAGGCUCGAUCAAAACGUUAUCAAAGCGUUUAUGGACACACUUGAACAGUGUUGCACUGCACGAGGUAUGGAGGCAUGUUCGCUGGCAUUGGUUUCAGCCGGAGCCCCUCCUGGUUACAACAAGCCACCUGAGAUCGUGCUAGUCAUCCUGCCUCAAUCUGCCGCUGACAUCCGCCAAGAUGUCAAGAGAGCGGGGGAUGUCACCCUUGGCGUAUCUACUCAGUGUGUGUUUUCAGGGAGACAACUUGACCAAUAUUGCAAUAACAUCGCAAUCAAAAUCAACGCUCGAUUAACAGGAGUGAAUUCCAUCCCAUCAUCGCCUGCAUAUGACUGGUUCACCAAAGAAGAUUUCAUUUUUUUGGGGGCUGAUGUUGGUCAUCCUGGACCUGGUGUUCAGAACAAGCCCUCGGUUGCCAGUGUCGUCUUUUCGUAUGACCGGCACGGCGUCAAGUACAGUGCGACAUCGAGGGUGCAGCAGCCGCGACAAGAGAGAAUAGGAGAACUCGGUCCUAUGGUUUAUGUACGCGUUGCCUUCUGGUUUUCGGGACAGUCAAAUUAUCAUUUACAGGACGCCAUUACACGAUAUGGCAAGGUCAACGGGAAAGCCCCGAGAAAACUCAUGUUCUUCAGAGACGGUCUCUCUGAAGGUGAAUAUGCAGGUGUCGGUGAACUAGAGUUCCAAGACAUUAAAGGUUCGGUUUGGGCUGAAGUUAAAUUAAAGGACCCUCCGCCUCUAAUCACUUACCUUAUCGUGGGAAAGAGACAUCACGUUCGCUUCUUCCCGACAAACUCUCAAGAUGGAGAUCGAAAGAGCGGCAAUGUGCAAGCUGGAUUUGUCGCUAGCGAAGGUAUUGCCAAUCCAAUUGCCAAGGACUUUUACCUCCUGUCCCAUGGUGGGAUACUUGGAACAAGCCGACCUGCCCACUACAUAGUAUUAAAGGACGAGAUUUUCAAUUUUGAUAUUAGACCUAUACAAGAGGUGGCGUAUACUCUCUGCCAUGCGUAUGUGAGCGCAACUCGAUCUGUCUCCAUACCCGCCCCUGUGUACUGUACGUACUUUUGCAUCUUUUAUUAA